UCAUCAUCUCUUCUCUCUUAGACAUAAACCCUAAUUUUCUCUACCUUGGAAACUUUUUUCUUCUCUAGUUUUGGUUAAUUUAUAAUUUCUUGUGAUGGGCAAUUACAUCUCUUGCACUUUGGCUCCUCCAUUGAUGAAGAACACAAGGUCAACACGUGUGAUCUUUCCCACGGGUGAAGUGAAGCAAUACAAGGAGCAAGUGAAUGUAGCUGAGCUUAUGAUAGAGUGUCCCACAAACUUCUUAACCAAUUCAAAGUCUCUACACAUUGGACGAAGGUUUUCACCUCUUGGUGCCGAUGAAGAGUUGGAGUUUGGCAACCUCUACAUCUUCUUCCCUAUGAGAAGGCUCAAUUCCGUCGUCACCGCCGCCGACGUGGCGGCGCUCUUCAACAUGACGGCCAAGCGGAUAUAUGGAAUUAAAGAUUCAAUAUCAUGUGAUCAUUCGAUUGAUGGAGUUGAAGUUAAAGAUUUAGGAUCAUGUGACUCUACCUAUGAUGUUGGAGUAAAUAAUGAUAUCUCGAGGUUGAGUUUGGAAGGGUUUGAAAUUGAAUUAGGGUUUCGGAAUAGGUUAAGUUAUUGUAGGUCAAAGAAGCCUGUCUUGGAAACCAUCAAUGAGGAACCCAUUUGGUUAAGGGUGAAAAAAAGUGAAAGUAAAUAAUGA
Molecule: messenger RNA, 661 nt
Organism: Vigna angularis (adzuki bean)
Lineage: Eukaryota; Viridiplantae; Streptophyta; Magnoliopsida; Fabales; Fabaceae
Exons: 1
Coding region: 95-658 (187 amino acids)
Source: RefSeq, a predicted model, not a curated record